CCCGGCCUCGCCGCGAUGUCGGGGCAGUCGAUCACCGACCGCAUCACGGCGGCGCAGCACAGCGUCACCGGCUCGGCCGUGGCCAAAGCCGUCUGCAAGGCCACGACCCACGAGGUGAUGGGCCCCAAGAAGAAGCACCUGGACUAUCUCAUACAGUGCACAAAUGAAAUGAAUGUGAAUAUUCCACAGCUGGCAGACACGCUCUUUGAGAGAACUGCAAACAGUAGCUGGGUUGUAGUGUUCAAAGCUCUAAUUACAACACACCACCUCAUGAUGUAUGGAAAUGAGCGCUUUAUCCAGUAUCUUGCAUCUCGAAACACAUUGUUCAAUUUAAACAACUACCUGGACAAAAGUGCCAUGCAGGGCUAUGAUAUGUCUACCUUCAUUAGGCGGUAUAGCAGAUACUUGAAUGAAAAAGCACUUUCAUACAGACUUGUAGCAGUUGACUUCACCAAAAUGAAAAGAGGGAUAGAUGGAGUAAUGAGAACCAUGAAUGCUGAAAAGCUCCUAAAAACUCUUCCAAUCAUACAGAACCAGCAUGAUGCACUCCUUGAUUUUGAUGCAAAUCCAAAUGAACUAACAAAUGGUGUCAUUAAUGCUGCCUUUAUGCUCCUCUUCAAAGAUUCCAUUAGACUUUUUGCAGCAUACAAUGAGGGGAUUAUUAAUCUUUUAGAAAAAUAUUUUGAUAUGAAGAAGAACCAGUGUAAAGAAGGCUUGGAUAUGUACAAGAAAUUCCUAUCCAGAAUGACUAAAUUGUCAGAAUUCCUCAAAGUAGCAGAGCAAGUUGGAAUCGAUCAGGGGGACAUUCCAGAUCUUACUCAGGUCAGUGCACCCAGCAGCUUGCUUGAAGCACUGGAGCAGCAUUUGGCUUCUCUGGAGGGAAAGAAAACAAAAGAAGUCUCUGCUGCCAGCAGGGCUAGUGCUCUGUCCUGUGCUGUUUCCACGCUUGCCAACACUGGGAUGUCAUUGAGCAGGAUGGAUGAGAAAGAGAAGCAGCAGGCGUUGGAGGAGGAACAAGCUAGACUGCAAGCUCUUAAGGAGCAGCGAUUAAGAGAGAUUUCUGUAGUAUCAAAUUCUACUUCCACAUCAGCAUCCCCAAGCACCUUAUCAGGAAAAAGUGUGAAUACCACUGCAGCUGUUGACCUCUUUUCAGUAUCGGCACCCACAACAAAUAGCAUGCCCAACCUUUCCAGUGAUCUUUUUGAUCUUCAGCCUGUGUUUGUUCCAACUGUACAGGGUACUGCAGCUACAGCAACGUCAGCAGGCAGUGCUUGGGGAGAUGACUUCAGUGGCCGUAAACCUACCUAUACCUCUGUGUAUCAUCCUCUGUCUGUUGAUGGUUUUCCUCUUCAUUCAGCUCCUCCAAGUGCCACCCCUUCAGCAAUCAAUGUGGACUUUGAUGCUGUUUUUGGAGGAAAAUCUACAGCACCGCAGUACAGGACUGCAAGUGCUAUUAAAUAUCUAGAUGAUGUUUUGCAACCCACAGUACCACCGCCAAGUCAAAGAGCCACCUCAGCCAACCAGCCAAGUGGAAAAAUCCUGGCAAAUGACCUUGAUUCUUCUCUCGCUAAUCUAGUGGGAAGUCUUGGCUUUGGAGGAACUCCAUCCAAAAAGUCUGAUAUGCAGUGGACUCAGCCUGCAGAGAAAAAACUUACUGGUGGAACAAACUGGCAAGCAAAAACGAGCACAUCGACCACAUGGAACCCUACUCCCUUACCCACGCUGCCACAUAUGGUGCCUGCUCCAGUUGCAUACCAAGUGACUACGCCUCAAGUGCCUGUCUAUGGAAUGCAGGUCCCUCCUCAGAUGGGAGCUGCUCCUUUGAUGGCACCCCAGUCAGUGAUAUAUACGCAGCCCGGUCUAAGGCCGACAAAUCCUUUUGCACCUGUUUCUGGAACACAGAUACAGUUCAUGUAGAGCCACCAAAGCUGCAAGAUGUGAGAAGAACCAAAUACUGGUAAAACGAAAGAAGGAAAUCUUUCUGUGAUUUCUGGAUUCCUGAACAGGGUGACUGUUUCUCCCCUGUGCGACAUAAUGGUGUUUUGAAUUGCCGUGCUUUAGGGAUUCUUGUUUAUAACAGUCACUGCUGUGUGAAAUGGUCUUGGUCACCAAUUUCAAGAUUGCUUGGCAGGAAACUGUGUUCUCAGAGGCUGAAGGUUGACUUGGAAGGCACAAACUGGAUUCUUCUCUUCAGAGCUGAGAGGGUUACACGAUUGCUUUGCAACCUGGUUCUUCAGUGAAUUGUGUUAAGAAAUGAAUGGAAAACGUUAACUCUUUAUUCUCUCUGUAAAUGAGGUGGCUGUUGUAACCAAGACACAACUCAAAGCUGAGCAAUAGCUUUUUUGUACACUUAAAGAAAUACUCUGAUAGAGUAAUAUUUGUGUUAUCCUAAUGCCAAUGUUGUGUGAAAUCAGACAGCUCUGACAUCAGAAUAGCUGAGGGUAAUCUACAGCCUUUAUAAUGUGAGUUUUAAAUGCUGUGAAUCAACAAGAUCUCUACAUAUUCAGAAACGCAGGGAGUCAAGUAAGUGAUUGCACCACUGGGAUGGCAGUGUUACACAGCUGGUUGAAAUCACGGCUAGUUGAAAGAGCCUGGCUCUGGCAAGGGCUGCCGUAGGGUAGGGGAUACAAGUGUGUCACAACAGCACGGACAGCCUCCAACGGGUGACAGCAGGCGCACUUUCAUUGAGUGUCUUCUCCACAAAGGGCAUCUUUCACAGCUGAAGGGAGAGUAGAUCCUGUUACAGUGAACGUAGAUCCCCCAAGCAGCAGCAAACGAGAGCAGCUCAGAGCUCUGGUUGCUAGCUACAGAAGAGGUAAGCUAUCCAAUUUGAAAGGGUGCUGGGAGAAGACGUCCACUAAAAAACCCUUCCCUUUGAGCUUACAGACUUUUUAGAAAGCAAGCUUUGCCAUAAUGCUGGUGUUUCAGAACUGGCAGUUUUACAGAAAUAGUCUUGCUCUGGUGAAGUGCUUGUGCUCCUUUUCUGAAACAAGAAUCUACUUGCAACCAGAAUAAAAGGAAUGAUUUUUAAAUAUGUAAA
Messenger RNA from Centrocercus urophasianus (Greater sage-grouse), 3040 nucleotides. RefSeq names its product phosphatidylinositol-binding clathrin assembly protein-like. Gene Ontology annotation, biological process: clathrin-dependent endocytosis; synaptic vesicle budding from presynaptic endocytic zone membrane; clathrin coat assembly. Gene Ontology annotation, cellular component: extrinsic component of presynaptic endocytic zone membrane; clathrin-coated pit; clathrin-coated vesicle. The transcript has 20 exons. NCBI's taxonomy places the organism in Eukaryota, Metazoa, Chordata, Aves, Galliformes, Phasianidae. The record is from RefSeq and is a predicted model, not a curated record. Gene Ontology annotation, molecular function: SNARE binding; clathrin heavy chain binding; phosphatidylinositol-4,5-bisphosphate binding. The coding region runs from base 16 to 1917 and encodes 633 amino acids.